GAUUUUCCUCUUUCAGCAAUCUCAACGAUGGGAGCCAAGCAGCCAUACUGCCUGCAGAGGAUCCCCCGCCAUAUUCCCCGAUGGCCUCUCCCGAGAGUGGCAGUGCCCCUAUGAUCACUUGCCGAGUCUGCCAGAGCCCCAUCAAUGUGGAGGGAAAGAUGCAUCAGCACGUGGUGAAAUGUAGUGUGUGCAAUGAGGCCACGCCAAUCAAAAAUGCCCCGCCUGGUAAGAAGUAUGUGAGAUGUCCUUGCAACUGUCUUUUGAUCUGCAAAGUGACAUCACAGCGCAUCGCCUGUCCGCGGAUAUAUUGUAAAAGGGUCAUUAACUUAGGCCCUGUUCACCCUGGCCCUCCAAGUCCAGAGCCUCAGCCCGUGGGUGUGCGUGUCAAUUGCGGCCACUGCGAAAACAAUUUCCUGUGGACAGAAUUCACAGAUCGCACUUUAGCCCGAUGCCCCCACUGCCGCAAAGUCUCCUCCAUUGGGCGCCGCUAUCCGCGGAAGAGGUGCUUCUGCUGUCUUCUGCUGGGGGUGCUUAUGGCUGUAACAGCAACGGGAUUGGCGUUUGGUACCUGGAAACAAGCACAGCAGUAUAGGGGGGUCUAUGCUGCCUGGGCUGUGGUUAUUUUCCUGGCUUUGGUUUUCCUUGGCCGAGCUACAUACUGGGCUUGCAUGAGGGUCAGCCAUCCCAUCCAGAACUUCUCCUGAGCCUCUCCAAGCUCCUCUUGGUUUGCCACCGCUGCUCCACCACGUCAUCUCCAACCUCGUCUUCUCCCCUCCACUUCCAUUUGGAGUUGGGACUGCCAUGCCACCUUCUUGCUGUGCCAGCUCCCAACGUUAUCAUCUGAGUAACUGUGGGACAACCCUGAUAUCUAUGAGUCUUCUUCCAUCUCUGUUGCUCUGAGCCAGGAUUGGUGGCCAAAGAAAGUACAAUUGACUCCAAAGGAGCCGAAGCCCAGCUCUCUAGGGUUCCGCCAACGAUGGCCAAGUUCCUGUUGAUCCUGCAGGUAACAGAAAACUAAUUGUUCCAAAGAGAAACUUGAACGCAGCUGGACGGUUUGGGAUUCAAGCAGUGGUGGCUCUUUUGCUGACUAACACACA
This is a messenger RNA of Python bivittatus (Burmese python), 1097 nucleotides long. Lineage: Eukaryota; Metazoa; Chordata; Lepidosauria; Squamata; Pythonidae. The record is from RefSeq and is a predicted model, not a curated record.